Molecule: messenger RNA, 5510 nt
Organism: Brassica rapa (field mustard)
Lineage: Eukaryota; Viridiplantae; Streptophyta; Magnoliopsida; Brassicales; Brassicaceae
Product: nicotianamine synthase 2
Biological process (GO): nicotianamine biosynthetic process
Molecular function (GO): nicotianamine synthase activity
Source: RefSeq, a predicted model, not a curated record
GAGGAAGCAGAGGUGAAAGCGCGAUGAGAGGAAGUGGUAGGGUUUGAGCUAGGUUUUGCGUUCAGAUGAAGAAGAAGAAGACGGUAAAUGAUUCUCCACCAAGUCCGACCCGGCCCGGGUUCCGGUUUUUCUGUUGUAGCUCUUCUGCAGACACUAGCAAUUAGCAAAUGGACAAAUAGGACAAACCACAUGGUGUUUGGUGUUACCUACGCAAACGGGACGGUGUUUAGAACGAAACCUGGAAACAAUAUACUGUCGACAUAUAUACUCUUUCCUGUUUCUCAGUUAUUUUAGCCAAAAUCAUAAAAUUAAGAAAACUGUUCAUUUUUGAAAUAAUAUUAUUUAAUAGUAUAAAAGUUCAACUAGUCAUAAGAAAUUAUAGAUAAUUAAUUUGUGACACGAUAUCUAAUAAAUAAUAUAUAUAUAUAUUAAAAUGUAAAAAUAACAUAUUUUGAAAUAAAACAUAUAUUUCUAAAACAAUUUAUGCUAUGACAACAAAGGGAGUAGCUUUUGUGAUUCGCAGUUAAUUAUGGAAUAUUUGUUUUGUAAACUGCAAACCUAUAUAUGUAAAUUAGAAUUUUGACUUGACAAAUUUAUAUUGCACAUUCCUCCCUGGGAAGUUCUUGGUAUUUACACUUUUAGACUUUAAAGACUUAAAAAUCACGAUAUGGCAAGUGAAUGUCGCAUCAAGCAUUGGUGUAGCCGUGUACGUCGACAACGACGACAAGUGACCAUAUUCACCGAAAGCCAGAAAAAAAUAGUGCACGGUCCCUUGCGCUCUAGCUGGACGGAGCAGUUCAGUGGGUUUGAUUAUUAGUACAAUGCGUCCUCACCCGAUAGCUCAGAGACAAUGUAUCACUUUCCUGUCCAGGUCCCGAGAGAUUCAGUUUCCAGCGAAUGUGGUGACGGCCAGUUUUAAAUAAAUUGUAUAUUAGUUAAAUUUCAAUUUGUUUAACCGGUCUACAUUUUUUUCGUAAAGGACAGACAUGACAUGCAGUAUGAAUAAACUUCAUACACGAUACAUCUCAUGGAAUCAUACCAUAUAUCUCACGUAUUUCGGCGGUCUUUCUUUUUCUAAUCAUUAGGUCGCACUCAAAAAACCAUCUUCGCACUUAAAUAUAUUCAUUCAACACAGUCACCAUAUUUUACUUUUUGAAGUCAAAAGUAUAGUCUAUAGAUGCAUACAAGAAAGCAAAUCUUACUAUAAUAUUAUGGGUUGAUUUUGAAAUAUGAGUACAAAAUAGCUUCUUUCUUUUAAAGGAUCGUUUAACCUAUAUUGUAGACGACGUGUAUAUUGGCCACUCAUUUAGGUCCCUUCAUUUUAUGCAAGAGGCAUUAACAUUAAUAAAUGUAUGAGUAACAUCAGUCAAUUGUAAACCCUAUUAUUAGUAUUUUGUAAACCCUAAUUUCUCGCUACAUAUAUAAAAGAGAUUUGUCAUAUUUUUUAGCAUCUGCAUUUAGAGUAUCUCUAAUGUAAUACCCCAUUUUUUCUCUAAAAUAAAAUAAUAGUAAAAAUGGAGUAAAAAUACUACAACCCUACUCAAUUUCUCAUUCUAUGGCAGUAUGGAGUGAUGAACAAAUAAAAAAUAGAUUAUUUUAUUUAUGGAGUAAACUCCAUUAUAGAGUAAGAUUUGAAGUUGGGUUGGAGCAAUUCUUACUCUAUUUUGGAGAAAAAAAAUGGAGUGGGGGUAGUUGGAGAUGCCCUUACAUUUGUAGAACAAUUAAGUGUCAGUUCAUUGUUUCUAUUCCGUUAAUUAUCCUUAUUGGAUUUUGUGAUUUUACCUGUUUUUAACAAUCACAAAGUUCAUCAGUUACAAAAUUGUAUAUACAGUAUGUUCUGUCAUGACACGAUUCCGCAAGUUCAAUUACAAAAGAGGAAACUGAAUUGUUUUUUGAAGAUUAAAAUUCUUGAUUGGUGGUGAUGGAGAAUCAUGGAAUAUUGAAAAUACAAAAGCAAAAUAAAGUAAUAAUAAACUUAAUUACGAAAGUUGAAAUUAUACUUUAUAAUGCAAUUCUUACAUAUAUAUUUUCAUUGAACCUAACCCUGAGGUUUUAACUAAAUGGUGUAUCUCUUUCAAAAAAAAAAUAACUAAAUGGUAUUCUGUGUGUUUUGAUCAGGAUAUAUUGUAUAUUAAACAUAUAUCACUAUUUGAAAAUUCACCAUAUUCCAGUUCAAGGCUAUUUGUUGUUGAAAAAAUUAUAUGCUGUCACACACUCAGAAAUAUUGAAUUGGCUGAGUGAACCCCCAGAAGGAUUGAGAUUUAUUCCCAAAAAAGCAGAUGAGUGAACGGAAUCUAAUACUCCGAUGACUGUAUAAUUCAACGAUAUAUAUAAUAUGAAAUCCAACUAGAUCAUAUUAGUUUUGAUAUAAUAUAGAAACUAUAUGGUACAUAUUCGUAGCGACUUAAGAAUGUUAUGAGACAUGCCUAAUUUACCAACUCUAACCAUACAACGGACGCACUUACACGCAUUAAUGUUGAAUCGUAGUAUUUUCCUUUUGAUUCCAUUCAUGUUUAACAGUGAGAUUAAAAUAUAUACAAUCACAAUUCACAAGCAUAUACGUACGUAAACGCACACAUCACUGAUGCAAUUUGUAUACACUUUAUUGCAAGUGUGUAGUCUAACGUUUAAAUUAUUGUUAUUAUUAUUUUGCAUUGCGCUUACUCAUUUAAAUAUAUAAUUUACUGAAAAGCAUAGGUUGUUUAGCGCACAUUUUCUAUAAAUUUAUUUACUAACUAGAAAAUUAUUGAGCAUAACAUAUGUUCAUAAUUUGGGUAGUUCAGUUAAUUAUUAUUAUAGCCUUUGUGUAUUUUAGUAGAACUGAACUAUAUAUUAGUAUUUAAGCUACUCGUAUAUUAUGAUUUUGAAUCGAUAUUCAUGCAUUUUAAAGUAAGUAUUUUACAACGUACAAUAUGAAUCGAAUCAAAUAAAUAAAUAACAAAAUUUAGAUGAGAAUGGACCCUACAAGUGUCAAUAAAUAACGACCCCUUGUGAGGGUUAAGGCCACAACACCAGCUUUUUCUAAGUCUUGAAAGCAUUACUUUACUAAACCUAGCUCUAUCUCUCUUCAUAGUGUCGACAUGGCUUGCGAAAACAACCUCGUUGUGAAGCAAAUCAUCGAUUUAUAUAGCCAAAUCUCGAACCUCGAGAGUCUAAAACCAUCCAAGAAUGUCGACACUUUGUUCGGACAACUCGUCUCCACGUGCCUGCCAACGGACACAGAUAUCGAUGUCACAAAAAUACACGAUGAAAAAGUCAAAGACAUGAGAUCUCAUCUCAUCAAGCUUUGUGGUGAAGCCGAAGGAUACUUGGAGCAACACUUCUCCACAAUCAUAGGCUCUUUUGAAGACAACCCACUCAACCAUUUACACAUCUUUCCUUAUUACAACAACUACCUUAAACUAAGCAAACUCGAAUUCGAUCUCCUAGCUGAACACACAAGCCAUGUCCCUACCAAAAUCGCUUUCAUCGGUUCGGGUCCGAUGCCACUUACAUCCAUCGUCUUGGCCAAGUUUCACCUUCCCAACACAACGAUCCACAACUUCGACAUCGACUCAGAGGCUAACAUACUCGCUUCAAACCUCGUGUCUCGCGAUCUAGACCUCUCGGAACGCAUGAUCUUCCACACGACUGAUGUGUUAAACGCAAAGGAAGGGUUAGACCAGUACGAUGUCGUUUUCUUGGCGGCUCUUGUUGGGAUGGAUAAAGAGUCAAAAGUCAAAGCUAUUGAGCAUUUGGAGAAGCACAUGGCUCCUGGAGCUGUGCUGAUGCUAAGGAGUGCUCAUGGUCUUAGAGCUUUCUUGUAUCCAAUCGUUGACUCUUGCGAUCUUAAAGGGUUUGAAGUGUUGACCAUUUAUCAUCCGUCUGAUGAUGUGGUUAACUCCGUGGUGAUCGCACGUAAGCUCGGUGGUUUGAGUGAAGCUCAUAGCAGCCAGAUUGAAAGGUGUGUGGUUAUGCCUUGCAAUUGCUCCAAGAUCCAUGCCAUUAUGAACAGUCGUGGUAUUAAGAAGAAUAUGAUUGAGGAGUUUACUGCCAUUGAGUAAAUACAAAAACACAACUCUCUAGCUCUCUCUAUAGAGGUAUGUAUUUAUGUUUUGCUCUUUUCAGUUUUGUUUCUAUCGUGUGCGAUAUGUUUGUUAAGCAUAAUAAUUUUGUGAGUUCUUUGGUCGUCUCAUCGGUGUGAAAUCACAGAACCCUUGUUGUAUGUACUUUUAAUUAUUUGGAUCAAUAAAACAUAAAUAAUUUUAAAAUCCCCAUAUAUUGAUAAAUCAUGAAGGUGCCUACAAAUGUAAUAAAUAAAAUGUUAUCGUCGCUAACCAAACAUAUAAUACACACUUAUAAACGAAUGUACAACGGUUGAAGAGAUCCGUUACACUGAUCAAAUAGGAUUGUCGAGAAACAAUGUAAAAAAGGGUCUAGUGUUUACCCAACCAGUUACUUUUUUUGGUCAUUUUACUUCAAAACGUUAGUUUAAGAAUAUAAAACAUAGUUAGGGCACCUCUUGAGAUUUUUUAACGACUCAAAAUCUCACAAAAUUUAAACAUUGAUUAAUGUGUUUUGUAUUACUAUUCUUUAGUCCAGAUUCUAUCUUAACACAAGGAGAUUAACGAGGAUGAUUUUUGUUAUAAACAUCCUCUACAGUUAUAUAAUUGGAGGCUGGUUUCAAAUCUAAGAAAACCUGCAAACUGAUAACUCUAACUGAGUGAAAAGAAAUACUAAACAACAUGUGGAAAACAUUAAACAUCACAAUGCCAAUAACGAAUAACUAACUAGUGAUAAGAAUUGUUUUUAAAGAAGAACUGUUUCUUUUUUCUUUUUGGUCAAAUAAAAGAACUAUUUCUGAAACAUGAAAGUAGAUGAUUUUCCAACAAGAGGAGCUGGAGUCACUGUAAUCUCCCACUUCUCUUCUGUUGGAACAGCCAGAAGGAUAGUGAUUUAAGCAAAACUCAAUCUAAAUGAUUAAAUAUAAAUUUUCUUUAUCACCAGAGUCUUUAGCUUCUACUCACUAAAUGAAUAUUCUGUCUUAUGAACCACAUAGAUCUCUCCUCUACCGUCUUGUCUUUCACCAGCACUCUUGCACUCUUCACAAACCCUCUUACAAGUUCUUGGUGUCUCCUUAAAUCCGGUAAACAUUGAAUAACGGAUAUAAUCAAACCCUAAAAACAAAUUAUCUGAAAGUAUUGCCAAAUAUGCGCUGGGAGCCUAAUUAGACCGGUUUGAUCAUGAUAGAAAAUAAAUUAAUUUAGAUAUCGCUACUACUGGUUCGCUAUUACCCCAAAUUGCUAGAACAUAUUUUAAAAGGAUAUAUAUUUAAAUAUAAACGCAAAGUAAUUUUUAAUUUUAAUUAUUUUGCAUUGAAAAUGAGAUAGUUGAAUACAUAUCUUGUAUUUUCUUAUACGAAUAUAUAAAUUAUUGAUCCGACCGACUGAAUUCGAUAACCCACCCUAGCGCAUGCAACCCAAAAAACCUUCCUUUUAUACUUUACAAGAAGAUAAAUAAACAAACAAAUA